Molecule: messenger RNA, 522 nt
Organism: Xenia sp. Carnegie-2017
Lineage: Eukaryota; Metazoa; Cnidaria; Anthozoa; Malacalcyonacea; Xeniidae
Exons: 1
Coding region: 1-522 (173 amino acids)
Molecular function (GO): catalytic activity
Source: RefSeq, a predicted model, not a curated record
AUGGCCCCCAGUUCCCGGCAGCCUUUCAGUAGGCAGGGGGUGCGAAGAAUCUCCGUAUCAAUAGUCGAAAACUUGGGGGUGAGAGUUGGUUCUACUAACGUUGGUGGAAGUGUCACCCUUCGGGUAGGCACAGUGAACGUUGGGACAAUGAAGGGAAGGAGUGCAGAAGUGGCGGACAUGUUGAAAAGAAGGAAAGUUGAUGUGUGUGGGUUUCAGGAGGUAAGGUUUAAAGGUGAAGGUACGAGAGUCAUAAAGGGCGAAGAUAAUGGAGCGAGAUUUAAGUGGUUUUGGAAGGGAAACGGAAGUGGCACGAAUGGUGUUGGCUUUGCGAUAAGAGAGGAUUGGGCGAAGUCGGUUGUAGCAGUGAAGAGAGUUUCGGACAGAGUCCUGAGAGUUGAUGUAAGUAUUGAGGCCGAAGUUGUGAGUUUCGUUGUGGUGUAUGCUCCGCAGGUUGGACGAAGCGAGGAGAAGGAAAAGUUCUACGACAGCGUGUAUGCAGUGAGCAGAGAGGGCGAUGUGUGA